CGAAAAAGGCGAAGGGGGUUCUUUAAGAUUCUUCGGUUCUUGUUCCUUUCCCUAUUUCUUGAUUCUGCGUGAAGGAAAAUGCGCCAAGGGCCCGUGACAGACCUGAAUUUUUGUGCGGAGGCAUGUUGGUAAAAUAGAUGACGCUCUUCAGAUCGCCAAGAAAAAGACGAGAAACCUUUGACAUGGCCUGUUUCCUCGUGUUUUCCUUUUAGCAUGGUCCUUGGCCUCCUGCCCAGACAACACUGGAGUCGGAGGACCAGCCGACCCCGAAUUUUGUGUCCUGUUGAGAAACGCUUUUGUUCUCUCCAGAUUCCGUCUUGGAUUCCGUCUUACUCUGACAAAGCUUCAGUUCUUUUCCUCUGCCUUUCCCUCCGUGACUUGGUCGUUUUCUGGAUCGGUGCUCCGCCCGUAGGUCUUUUUCGCUGGUGACUAUGCUGUCGCCAGCUGUCUCGGCAGACCCACUGAGCGCCCUUUCUCGCUUCUUGUUCUCCUCAUCCAGAGGUCAGAGAAUGUAAGAAAUCGCUUGGCCCCGAACUGAGGACGCUGCUGGAACCUCGGAGUCUCCCGACUCCACCUUUCCUGUCAGCUUUUCUCUGCUUCUGACCUUUCCGACACACCAUGGCGCAUGCUCCGUCGCGCCUCUUCGGCUUGUUCGACGAGCUGCGGAAGGCAGACCGUGUUGAACAUCUUCUGCUCUGUCCGUUUGUCUCUGCCCUUCCGAGUCUCGUUGUCGCACGGCCUUCUUCUCUCGAUGUCUACGAUGUGACCUUCCCGCCGGUGGAGGCCUCAGACGCGGAGCCUCGCGAGCCCUCAGCCGCGGCCGGAGGAGGUUACUCUGGUGGAUCUCUUCUUCCUCAGUGUGCUUCGGUCUCUGGAGAGAACGCUCCGGACUUCGAGAAGGCCGUCCCCACCCCCGUUCUGUCUUUGCGGUGCUCGACGCCCCUAGCGGCAGUGCCCCUAGCUGUUUCGGUGAUUCCAGGCGCCUCGGCCGCUUCCAAAGGCUCCCAAGCGCGUUCAGUUGGCGGAAAUGCAUUUUUGGGUUCAGCGCCCUUCUCACCGUUUCUCCCCUUCUCCGCUUCUGUCUGCCCGCCUCUGUUCUCGCAUGCGUUCCCCGGCCCUUCGCCAUGUCUCCCGUCGCCUGCGGGCUCGUCUUCUGCGUUUCCUGCCGGCGAGGCUGGACGACCCCCCGCGCCAGCUGCGCGCCACACAUGCCUUGGUUCCGCUUCUUCUCUCUCUCCGUUUGCCUCUGGCCCCGCCCCCGGCUCGUUCGUUCCAGGAGCCGAUGCGUGCUGCUCGCUGCUCCUCGUCUUUCCAAACUACCAACUGGCGACCUGCGUCUACGAUCCAUUCUUCAACAGUAUUCGCACCUCGACUCUGCACUCUUUCCAGAGGACGCUUGCGCCGCAGGCUGCAGCCGUUUCGCAGCUUUAUGUCGAUUUGUAUCUCCCGAGAGACCAGCGCGGUGGCGCACCCCGGGGCGAGGGCGAAGAAGCGGGGCGAGACAAAAGGCCCCUGGGGUCUGAGCAGGCUUUCGCCGGGGGUCCCGAGGCCCUGGGAGGCUCGCGCCUGCUGGAGACAGAGCGCUGGACGGAGUCUGGGGGAGGCAAAGCCGGCCAAGGGACGACGGAGCCCCAGAAGGAAGACCAAGCCAUGGUUCAGCUUUCUCAGAUGCCCCUGGACUGGGCUAGACUGUGGACGCAUGCCUGUGUAUUCUCUGAGCAAGACACUUUGGGGACGGAAGCGAGAGAUGAGACGCACGGCGGGACCGGAGACACUCUCGUGGUCGUUUCGAUCGACCCCAUUCACCUCGUUGUCCUCGAGUUAACGCUUCCACCCCGCUCUCUCCAGACUGUCUCUGCUUUCUCUGAGGAGAAUGCUCGCAAGCAGGCCUCAACAACCUCGGGAAGCCACAAGGCGGGGUCUGGGCGAGAAGCCAAAGACACGGAGGGAGUCCAACAAGGCGAUCUGCGUUCAUCGCAUAAAGUGGAUGUCGAAAGCACUGAUGAGGCGCAAACAUCUAGGACGGACUCAGGGGCCUGGAAAGAAGGCGGAGGUGUGUGCCAGCUAGGGACUGCCAAGGAUCCGGAGACUCUCGGGAGCGCCGAGACGAGUUUCGGACGUCGCCCUCAUGGGUCGCCGGACUCCUCCUCAUGCUUCGCUUCGCCCAUGGCCCCCUCGGCCCUCCACCCCCCGGAGGCGUCUCCGUCUCCGUGGCUGCGGGGCCCUCUCGCGGGCCGUGGGUCCCCAGGAUGCCCUGCAGAGGGAGUGAUGUCCUUCCCCACUUUCUUGCCCCUUGCCCCGGCGCCGGCUGGCUUCGCGCCUCACACAUUCACCCAGGAGCCGCAGGCCGGGAGUGCCACCGGUGGCGUGGAACCUCCCGGUGCGUCCACCGGCCCAUACGCCCCCGUUGCGGCAUCUGCGCACUCGCGACCGCAAGAAGAGCCAGUGGACCUCUCAGGGCCAGCCGUCGGCGCCCAAGCAGUCCCCGACUGGGUGUGGGGCGACCACCGAGUCAUGGUGGGCGGCGCAUGCGUGAGGAGCUGCUGGCACAUUUCUCUGCUCGAGGAUCUCCCAGCGACAGUUUGUUCGGCCUCGACGUUGAAGGCGCCUUCUCACUCUUCGCCGGCUCCGGCGGGCGCCUCUGCCCGGAAGCCGGGGUCGCUGGUAGGCCUGCGGCGACCCCCCCCGGCUCCUGAGGGCCCGGGGGGCUCCCAGGCCCAUGUGGGGGAAGUGUCUGCGGGGCGAAUCAUUGAAAUGAAAAAGGUAGCGGGACGUAUGCUCCCGACUUUGGCGUUGCUCAUGGAGGUUGGAGCCCUUGAGUUGGGGGGAAUCUACGGCGAACUUGACCGAGGGAACAGACGCGGCGAGAAGGAACUAAUGAUCGUCGUUCUCGCCAUCAUUCCCGAGCUCAGGGAAUUCCAAGUGAUGCGAAAGAUCCAAGGCAUCCUCCCGGACUCGUUUUCUCUGGUGCCGCUUCCGGCCUCUCUGGGAGGCGACCUGCUCUGCGUCUCCCCCGAUACAGUGAGCGUCCUGCGAAUUCGCGAGGGUGCUGGAGACCCGGCUUCGUCCCUGUCAGGCGCGGCGGCGGCGGCAUCUCUGGCGCGCGGCGCGGACCCCACAAGGCCCCCUCGGAAGGGCCUUCUGUUCCCGGAGGACGAGGACGAGCACGGCCGAGCGUCGCGAAUAGAUGAGCGUCAUUUCGAGGAUGAUGAGGGCGAGGCUCUCAGAGAAGAAGACCUCCUCCUCAAGGCCAUUCGCAGAGGCGCAGGCAGAAACGGGGGCCUCACCCAAGUGGUAAACAGCGCAGGGCGGCAGAGAUCAGAGCUGAAGGACCUACCCACCGUCAUUUUCGACCAGAGCGAAAUUCAAGCUGACCUCGGAGGCGCCGUUGUCCACAUGAUCGGAGACCAGUGCUGCCUCUUUGUCCUCAAGAACAGCGGCCGCCUUCUCCUCGCCCAUUUCGUGUCUCCGACGCCGAGUGUAGGAGUGACAGAUAUUUUUUGGAGUUCUCCUUUGAUUUCUCUGCCUUCGCCAUCGCGGCUUCCUCCUCCGGCUUUUUCGCCCUCUCUGCUGGACGUCUUCCCGUCUCAGACAGUUGCGUCGUGCUAUCUGUCUCCUGCAUCUCUCUCUUCGCUCGCCCCCGCGCUCGCACCGGCUCCGUCCUCGCCAGUGUCUCCAGGGUCUCCAGUGUCUCCGGGGUUCGCAGUGGCCCUGGGGGGCUGCUCGCAGGCAGCAUCGGGUCUAUCACUUUUGGUGUUUUCUCCAACGAGCUUGGAGACAACGCGGCCGCCCUCGCAAGUCUCACCCUUCUCUCUCUACUUGCGUCGCUUCGACGACAGCGCUGGGCGCGUGGUAUGGAGACGCGCGAGCGAGGAACCUCAGGUGGAGACGCGGGGCUUCUCGGUCGGGGCCGGGUGGACGCUGCUGGGGGCUUCGACCCGCAAAUCCCUUGGUGCGCGGGGUGUCGAAGACCCGGAAGAGGAGACAGGCCGGCAGCUGUUCACUUUGGACGGGAAGGAACUCCUGGAGGUCGACCCCCGCGGCGACCUUCAGCUGGCUCGGCAGGAGGCCCCCAUUCUUCGUCUCGAAGAAGAGAGUGAAAGGUGGCGUUUGAGAGAUGAGGGUGACAACAUGCCGCCGUCUGGGGCUCUGGAAGGGUCUCUGUGUCUCCCCGACCAUGGGGUCUCUGCGGCGUUGGCCAAUCGCCUGUCUCCAGGGGCGUGUGAGACGGACUCGACGACCGCGCCGAGAAAUCCUGGUCGGUUUCUCAGGUGGCUCUGCAUGCUGCGCCCCACAACCCCACAGGGACAGCAGACACCGUCGACGUGGACAGGGUCUCCGGUCCAGGGGGAUGUCGAUCUGGCCCUCGCCGAGUCCCUGGGGGCGGAGGCGGGCCGCGACGGCCCGUGGGUCCUUCCGUCCUUCAAUGUCGUCCUCGUGGACGUUCUCUGCAUGCCGCGGAGUGGCGCAGUUCGGGACUUUGCCGAGUUCCCACCCCACAUUUCCUUUGAGGCCCUUCUUGCGGCUCCCUCGCCCCAAACAUCGUACCCGUCCCUGCCUGCACCGACCGCGAAGCCGGCGUCGGAGAACGGGAUCCCUCCUCCGCCCCCACCCCCGCCUCCGCCCCCAGCGGCUUCUUCCUCGGGGCAGGUCGCCGCUUCUUCUCCGUGUUUCCAAUCCGCAGCAGGUCUUCUGAGCACUUGGGGCAGCACGACCUGGCUAGCUGCUCUGGGCCUGCGCCAGUUCGGCCGGAUCGUCUUUUCUCAGCGAGCUGUCCCCAGUGUCUCCAAGCUGGCCGCGAGUCUCCGCAGCGAUCACCUCGCCCCUCUCGGGGCGCUCUGGGCUCUGGAGGCCUUCCCGCUCCGGUCGCGCCCCACGCGGGACGCGGGCGAGGGCGGGGACGAGCAUCCGCGGUGGGGGCGGAGGCGCGGGUCAAGAGGUCCCGGCGUUCCGAAGCACCGCCUACUGCUUGCGACCUCGAACCCCCAGGAUCGGAGACACCCCGGGCGAACCGUCGUCUGCCAGAUCUCGCCCAAGUUCCUCCGAGAAGAAGAACGCGCCCCCGACGAAGGGGAGCUCGAAAUCUUUCAAACGCCGGGCCUCCCACGGGUCAGGGAGAAUCCCCGAAGUCCCCUGACUCUCUCGGGGUCGCCGCAAACCGCCUUUUGCCUCGCCAAGGCGACUGUGGGGUGCGGAACAAUGUGUGACGGCCUGCUCGUGUUUCAAGUGGCGACAGACGAGAUGCGCGUUGUCGCCGGCCUCAUGCCUUCGCUCCUCAUCGGGGCGCUCCCUGCGGCUUCCUGGGGCGUCUCGGAGAGCGACAUGCAAUCUCCCGCGGAGGAACGGGCCUCCAACGACCUUGGGCUCGAGCCAGAGGUGCCGAAGGCGAGUGGCUUGGCAGGUGAAGGCUCGCAGAGACCGGGUGUCGCUGCUGUUGCCCCUUCCGCCACUUCAAGAGUCACCGCAAUUCAGGCGCGGGUGUGUGAACCGUUCGUUGUUGCGCUCGACUCGGAGUUCCGGUUUUCCCUCUGGCGCUUAAAGCGUUCUGUUGCCGCGAAUCUGUGCGAAGAACUUCUGCAAGUCUACAGCGACCAUCAGCAGCAGCAGGCGCUGCUGGAGGGUCUGGACGAGCAGGAGAGAACGAACUUGUCUUUCUCUGCCGCGGAGCCGUUGCUUUCUUCUCGGCCAGAAAUCGACAGGCUGCUUCCUCGGGUGCCCGCCAAGCUUCUCCCGGUCUCGCUGCGCCGCGCCAAGGUGAAGUCUCUCCAACUGUUCCCCUUUCAGCGGAUGUCUGCAUGCGCGGCGCGAGGCGAGGAAGCCGUGAAGGACGAGAAGACGGAACGCGCAUGCGGUGGCCAGCCGCCCGAGACAGGCGCAGACACUGAGAAGCUCGCGGGAGAGCAUGGCGGGAAUCCGAAACCGAGACACUCGCUGACAUCGAGCCUGGGGCGCGCGAGUCGGCAGCCAGGCACGUCGAAAAAUGGAACAGUUCUCUUGUGCGCAGUGACCCUGCAACAGGGCAUGCAGGUGCUGCAGAUCGUUGACCUAUUCUCGAUGUCUGUUCUCUUCUACUCCACGGACUUGCUUUUGGUGCCGCCGAUUUUGAGAAACGUCGGCCUGCCUUGUGGAUCCAAGGGCUUGGGUGUCUCCCGCCAGGUUCGCGAGGCCUGCUCAGAUGCCGCGCGCGCUCUCUCCUCGCCCUCUGCGGAUCCGCGGCCAGACAGAGCCCAAGGCUCCGUCGCCGCGCUCCACCGCGGUCGUGUCUCCUUUCGCAGGGCUCUCGCGGGGGCGCCGGAGACCGCGUGGCAGCCCCAGGGCCGACAGGUGAAGGCAGAGGCCUCCGAGGAGACAGAGACUCUUCCUCGAGACGCCGCGAUGGAAGAGUUGAGGGACGCGGAGGCCAGUCCCCCUGACGGCUGCGCCUAUCACGAAGAAGGGGAGCGCGCCCCGAAGAGACAUUGCUCCGGCGGGGAGGCGCCCGGCAAAGAGACCGAAGCUACAGAGAGCUUAUGGACCUCGCCGCUGUUACUCUCCGACUGCAUCGAGGAAGUCCUGGGGGCGGAGUUGGUAGACUUGAGCCCUCGCGGCGAACAUGGGGAGCGCACAGACGAGGACCAUGGCCCGACGCUCGUCGUCUUCAUCACAGGGAGGCCGGUGCUCAUCUAUCGCGCCUUUUCGUUCUCUCUCGGGCAGGCUGUGGACGCGAAGAAGCAGGACUCUGUGCGCGUUCCUUCGUCAAAAACAGCUGGGACCCCAGGGGUGUCUCCAGGUCUCGAACACUGCUUCCCCGAAGCCCACCCGCGAUUCCCUUUCCGGUUCUCUCUUGUUGUCCACGAUGUCGCAGACCCCAUUCCCAGUCACCUUCCUCCGGCCUUUUCUGACCUGUCUCCUCUACAGUCUUCUCCUCAGGCGUCUCUGCAAGCGUCUCCGCUCUCUGCGCUCGCUCGGGCUGACCGCGGGACUGGCGCCGCGCUGGCCGAGUCCCAGUUCUCUUCGGGGGCUGUUGUCCCCUUUGAGGGCAUCCGUGGCUCUGGGAGCGGCGCCUUCAUCGUACCGCCCUGUCGCUCGAAGCCGGGACUCGGAGACGCGCAUGCAGAGGCCUUCGAAGAGACUCAAGGCCCGCCAGUCUUGUGGAUCUUCAGCGAACGAAACGAACUCUUCGUUCACCCCCAUGCACGCCGGGAUGUGAUCGCCGUCGCCCCCUUCAACAAUGAAGCCUCUCCAGAAAGCUUCUUCUCUUUGACCAGCGAGUCUUGCCUGGAGCUCUCGGAGUUGCUCUUCUCUCCGACUUUGGACUUCCUGGCUGCCGCCUCAACGGGGUCGCCCUGCGCGCAGGUCGAGCUGCGCGCUCCCUGGCCGUGUCUCACGGUACCAGUACACUUCAGUCCCUGCCGGGUGUGUGUCUCUGCCGGCGGAUCUUACCUGCAUCCGUCGACCGGCCGGAAACCUCAAAGCUCGCCUUUCGCGCGGCCGUUGGACGUCCGUGUCAAGACGCCCCACAGUCCCCAGGGGCCUUCUGCUGUGCUGCGCUUCCCCUCGGACAUUUCGACGCUUCUGCGGUCCGCUCUCGCUUCCUCGGCGCCGCCUCGCGGCCGGCUGUUCGCGGUUGCAGGCUGGCACGAUGUGGAGGAGAACCCAAUGGUCGCCGAGUGCUUGGCAGAGCGCAACGCCCUGCAGCUGGAGCAGCUGGAGCUCGAGGGCCGGCGGAAGCGCGGCGAGGACUUGCGCGCAGAUGACAGUCAAGACGAAAUCGCUCCAAAUCCGUACCUCGUUGCAUGCACAGACAAACGCGUGGAGGCGGCAGGGAAACUGGGGAAGCUGUACGAGGUUCGACUCUACCACGAAUUCGACCUGCACAGGCCUGUUGGGACAUACACGCUGAGGACUUGCGAAGAAGUUCUCAGUCUCUCCUUCGUCGUUUUGGAUGGGGUCGAGCAUCUCGCCGCGGGUGUGGGGGUGCCUCUGUCUGAGAACGUCGAGUGCGGCGGCCGCGUUUAUCUUUUCAAGCUUCCCGAGUCUUCUUUGCGAGUUGUGCCGGCUGGAAACGCAGGCGACGCCCCGACAGAAGAGGCCGAGUUCGGGACUCCGGAGCGCCUCGAAUUGUUCGCGGACAUCGUGCUCAACGGACCAGUCACUGUCGUUGGAAGUUUCUUCUCUUCACCUGCAGAACGGAGCUACGUUGUCCACUCUGUCGGACCGAGGCUCUUCGUCCACGAAAUGGAAGGCAGCAAGUUCUUGCGGGGCGCCUUCAGCGACGCCUCUGUCUGUGUGACUUCUGUCGCAAAUAUCCGAAACUUCUUUCUCCUCGGCGAUGCCCUCAAGGGUCUGAAUCUCGUCUCGUGGGAAUACCACGCAGAAGCCGACUCACGGAAAAUGAUCCGAGUUUCGCGUACUUUCCCCAAGUCGAAUUUGCCCGUCGUCGCUUGCAGCUUCCUCACUUACGAGAAUCUCCUCGGAAUGCUGGCGACGGACAUCGACGGGAACGUCAGACUGUUUUGCUACAACGCCGACAAGAAUUCUCCCGGCUUUGAGAAGCUCGACAUUCUUCAGUGCGACGCAGAAGACCGCUGUGCCGCCGGCUGCGUGGUGAAGCUUCAGCAAUUUGUGGUGGACUCCGAGACAGUCGCUUCGUUGGGAGAAGCUGCUGACAGCUCCACGCUCGUCUUCCGCCUCCUCGCGUCUGACAGUUAUUCUUUCCUUCAAACUCUGCAAGAUCGAAUGGCGCAAUACCUGCCGGAGCCGCUGGGUCUGUUUCUCCCCGCGGGGCGUCUGCCUGUUGGAGACGUCUCUGUCUGGACCAAGUGGAACUUUCGUUCUUCUUCUCUCGUCUCCGACGCCGACGACCAAGUCUUGGGUGCCCGCAAACGAAUGCUCGACACCACACUGUUGAAGGUGUUCCCCUUCCUCUCCCUCCCCGUGCUCGCGGGCCUCUUGUGCCCGUAUAUAAGCCGAAGGAGGCGGCGGGCCGCAGAGUCGGCGACGAAGAGCGAGACGAGUGUCCCCACGGACGCCAGCGCCGGGGCGCAUAGGGAGGCUUUCGUGGAGGAAGCUGAAGAAGCAGAGUCAAGUACUUUUUCCCAGUUCGACUCCCUGGCUUCCUUGCGGCAGUUUCUCGUGGCUUCUGGAGCGCUCGAGGGCGCAUACACUCGCUUGCUCGUCUGAGCGAGGCUGCUGACACAGAGACUUGUUCAUUCUCUUCUUCUGUCUGUUCCAGCGCAUUUGGUGUUCCGAAUUCCUGUUCAACGUCACUUCCGAUUUCCUGUUCCCUUCGGCAUCUCCUCACUGCAUUAUGUUUAGUCCCCUCUGCUCUUCGGUCUGUCUCGGACUCCCCGUUGGUCCCCAAAGUCUGCGUCGUGGAUCUUUGCAUUUCCAAAUGUCCACACGCAAGUCGUCGGUUGGCAGUCAAAAACAGUUCCAAGAUGUUCCAUCACCGAAUCGACGCGAGAAACUUCCAAAAAGAACGCAAAAAAAUGUUAAAGGAAAGUCUGUUGCUCGAGCGUGAGGGAACCCGCCUGCUGUUCCAUGUUUCCUACGUCCCCGUGGAGGAGAUACACAUCCAUCCACCUGCUCAAGGGCACCCACAUACACACAUGCUGCCUUAGAUACCUCGCUACUCCUCUCUACUUACACAUCCAUAUAUACAUAUAUAUAUAUAUAUAUAUAUAUGUAUGUAUAUAUGCUUAUUUG
Toxoplasma gondii ME49 is the source of this 9687-nucleotide messenger RNA. RefSeq names its product CPSF A subunit region protein. Gene Ontology annotation, molecular function: nucleic acid binding; protein binding. NCBI's taxonomy places the organism in Eukaryota, Apicomplexa, Conoidasida, Eucoccidiorida, Sarcocystidae. The record is from RefSeq and is a predicted model, not a curated record. Bases 619 to 9162 code for a protein of 2847 amino acids. Gene Ontology annotation, cellular component: nucleus. The transcript has 13 exons.